Molecule: messenger RNA, 936 nt
Organism: Fukomys damarensis (Damara mole-rat)
Lineage: Eukaryota; Metazoa; Chordata; Mammalia; Rodentia; Bathyergidae
Product: taste receptor type 2 member 140-like
Exons: 1
Coding region: 1-936 (311 amino acids)
Biological process (GO): G protein-coupled receptor signaling pathway; detection of chemical stimulus involved in sensory perception of bitter taste; sensory perception of taste
Cellular component (GO): membrane
Molecular function (GO): G protein-coupled receptor activity; bitter taste receptor activity
Source: RefSeq, a predicted model, not a curated record
AUGAGUGGUGCUGCACAGACCACACUUAAAAUCAUUGUAUACAUAGAGAUCAUCAUUGGAUGUACAGGAAGUGGUUUCAUAUCACUGGUGAACUUUGUGCUCUGGGUCAAGAGAAGAAAAAUCUCUUUAUUUGAUCAAGUUCUCACUGCUUUGGCAACCUGCAGAAAUGUUCUGUUCUGUUCAUUACUCAUACCUCUGUUGAUACCUCUACAUUUUUCAGAUUUGUUGCCAAUCAGGAACACUGUACAAAUAUCUAAAGUUAUUUGGAUAAUAAGCAAUCAUUUUAACCUUUGGUUAUCUACAAUCCUCAGCAUCUUUUAUUUUCUCAAGAUAGCCACUUUUUCUCACUCUAUUUUUCUUUAUCUAAAAUGGAGACUUAAAAAAGUGUCACGGACACUUUUGAUGUCUCUAUUCUUUUUGUUUUUAAAUAUUAUACUGUCAAAUAUAUGCAGUGAUGCCUGGUAUGAUGGAUCUAUAAUAAAUAUACCUCACACUUCAAAGUGGAGAAACUUUACACAGCUUUACAAAUCUCUGAUACUCACCAACUCUAUGUUCAUACUUAUGCCCUUCGUAGUGUCCCUGACAUCUUUCCUGCUACUCAUCUUCUCCCUGUGGAAGCAUCUGAAGAGGAUGCAGCUUAAUGCCCCAGGGUCCAGAGACACCAGCACCAUGGCCCACAUGAAGGCCUUGAGAACUGGAGUUGCCUUUCUACUGCUGUAUGUUAUUGUUUUAUUCUCUGUUUCUGUACAAGCUUUGAGUUUAGAAUUGGUUGAUGAUAAUCUGAUCAUUUUUUGGGAUCAGGCGAAUCUAAUUGCUUUUCCUUCGGGCCAUUCAUUUGUCCUGAUUCUGGGAAACAGGAAAUUGAAACAGGCCUCUGUUUUGGUAUGGGGGUGGCUGAGGUGCAAGUUCAGAGAAACAGAACCAAAGGAUCCCUAA